UUAAGUCGAAUUCAAACUGUCACAAGUGUCAUUGCAUUAAUAGCCCCGUUUUGUGUUAAUUUCAACCGGUGGGGCCCCCUCAAGCGUCACAAUGCCGUGCGAAAUGAUAACCUUGCAACUGGGCCAAUGUGGCAACCAAAUCGGUUUUGAAUUCUGGAAACGUCUUUGUGCCGAGCACGGCAUCAGCCCCGAAGGCAUCCUCGAGGACUUCGCCACCGAGGGCAUCGACCGCAAAGACGUGUUUUUCUACCAAGCCGAUGACGAGCAUUACAUCCCUCGAGCGGUCCUCCUCGACUUGGAGCCAAGAGUCAUUAACACGAUCCUCAAUUCGCCCUAUUCCAAACUCUACAAUCAGGAAAACGUGUUCUUGUCGAAAAACGGGGGCGGCGCGGGGAACAACUGGGCCUCGGGCUACUCCCAAGGGGAGAAACUAAACGAGGAGAUUUUCGAUAUAAUCGAUCGGGAGGCCGACGGGAGUGACAGUUUGGAGGGCUUCGUUUUGUGUCAUUCCAUCGCUGGGGGGACCGGCUCCGGGAUGGGGUCCAACAUUCUCGAGAAGCUCUCUGAUAGGUUCCCCAAAAAGCUGGUCCAAACCUACAGUGUGUUCCCAAAUUUGGACGAAAUCAGUGACGUGGUGGUCCAACCCUACAACUCGCUUUUGACCCUCAAACGCCUCACGGAAUCGGCCGAUUCAGUCGUCGUGCUCGACAACACAGCCCUCAACCGGAUCGCCGCCGACCGUCUCCGCAUCCAAAACCCCACUUUCACCCAAAUCAACAGUCUAGUCAGCACCAUAAUGUCCGUCUCGACCACAACUCUGCGCUACCCUUCGUACAUGAAUAACGAUUUAAUGGGGCUGCUAGCCCCCUUAAUCCCCACUCCGCGUCUCCAUUAUCUCAUGACGGGGUACACCCCCCUAUCAACCGACACAGACGAGGUUAAUGUACGCAAAACCACAGUUUUGGAUGUUAUGAGACGUCUCCUCCAACCCAAAAAUAUGAUGGUUUCGACGUCGCAAGACCGUAAUUCCCAACACUGUUUUAUCUCAAUUUUGAAUAUUAUUCAAGGGGAGGUGGACCCCACACAAGUUCAUAAGUCUUUGCAGAGGAUCAGGGAGCGGAAAUUGGCACAGUUUAUACCAUGGGGGCCCGCAAGUAUCCAAGUGGCGUUGUCACGGAAGUCGCCGUAUAUUCAGACUGCGCAUAGGGUUUCGGGGCUCAUGUUGGCCAAUCACACGAAUAUUAGUUCGUUGUUUGAUCGAGCUUUGGCCCAGUAUGACAAGUUGAGGAAAAGGGAGGCGUUUUUGGAUCAAUUCCGGAAGGAAGAAAUGUUUAAGGAUAAUCUGAACGAGCUGGAUUCGAGUCGGGAGGUUGUCCAGGACCUAGUUGAUGAGUAUACAGCCGCCACCAAGGAGGAUUAUUGCACGUGGGGGCAAAAUUAAGCCAUUUUGAAGCUCUCUUCUUUGUAUAUUAAUGUUGUAAUUAGGUUUAAGUUAGCAUUAAAUCUGGUUAAAUCGCA
Molecule: messenger RNA, 1518 nt
Organism: Tribolium madens (black flour beetle)
Lineage: Eukaryota; Metazoa; Arthropoda; Insecta; Coleoptera; Tenebrionidae
Product: tubulin gamma-1 chain-like
Exons: 3
Coding region: 92-1441 (449 amino acids)
Biological process (GO): microtubule nucleation; mitotic cell cycle; cytoplasmic microtubule organization
Cellular component (GO): cytoplasm; spindle; microtubule
Molecular function (GO): structural constituent of cytoskeleton; GTP binding
Source: RefSeq, a predicted model, not a curated record